Messenger RNA from Ricinus communis (castor bean), 1369 nucleotides. RefSeq lists its product as uncharacterized. The coding region runs from base 462 to 1046 and encodes 194 amino acids. The transcript has 3 exons. NCBI's taxonomy places the organism in Eukaryota, Viridiplantae, Streptophyta, Magnoliopsida, Malpighiales, Euphorbiaceae. The record is from RefSeq and is a predicted model, not a curated record.
GAAAAUGUUUCUUGUUACCAAUUGAAAAUAACAACUUCGUAAGCAUACUAUAUAUCUAGCUGCCACCAUCAUAUAAUCAACCACCACCUCAUUCUUCCAUCAUUUCUCCAACUCCAACUCCAAACCACCACCUCCACCGUCAGUGACCACCGGCCCUUUUCUUUGUUUUCACCUCCAAGCCAUAAAAGCUCUGCUCAUUGAACUGAAAGGAAUCCUGCAAACUUCCUGUUCUGGGUUUUUCUUUAUCUUUUUUGUUCUUUCCUUUCCUCGAUCUUUGGUCAAUCUCUGAGUCACAUCUAUGGAUUCUAGCCGUACAUCUUCAACGUGAACCAAUCGUCAGCAUCAUUAAUUUCCCGAAUACCAGUUUUUCCCCAUACUAAUUAUAAAAUAGAGUUAAGACCUUCCUGUCUCAUUUCAGUUUAGUUAAUAAAAAAAGAAAAUCUGUUUUGUGGUUUUGAAAGAUGGGAAAUUGUCAAGCUGCAGAAGCAGCAACAGUUGUUAUUCAACACCCAGGAAACAAGAUCGAGAGGAUUUACUGGUCUGUUAGUGCUCAUCAAAUCAUGAACUCGAAUCCAGGUCAUUAUGUUGCAAUGGUAGUUCCAUCUCCAACAACGAAAACAGAAAAUGGUUUGCCAGUAAAGCAGCUAAAGCUUCUUCGACCUGAUGAUACUCUACUUAUUGGUCAAGUCUACAGACUCAUAAGCUUUGAAGAUGUGUUGAAAGAGUUUGCUUCAAAGAAAUGUGUUAAACUCGGGAAGCUGUUAAAACAGAGAGGAGGGCUUGGAGUUGGAGUUGAAAUGAAGAGAAGCAAGUGCUCCAGCGCCCUAACCUUGAAUCCAAAUCCCAAUUCUGUUUCUAAAUCUGAAAACUUCAGCUCUCAUGUUAAGGUGGAGCAGGAGGUUAACCGAUUAGCAAGCAAUGGUGGCAGUACCAGCAGCAGCGGCAGCAGAGGAGGAGUUGGCAGGCAUUAUGGUGGUGUUGGUGGUGGUGGUGGUGGUGGGCAAUGGAAACCAGCCUUACAGAGCAUUUCAGAGAUUGGAACUUGAGAAACAAACACUAGUAUACUAUCAGCUCAGUACUGCUAGUGCAACUAGUUUCAACUUCUCCUUUUCUUGAAUAAAAACAACAAAGAAACACAUGCCUAUCCUUUUCUCACUUUUCAUUACAUUUUUAUUCUCUUCUGUUUUUCUUCUCUCUUUAUUACUUUUUAGAACAUGGAUGCACACUGUAAUCAGCUCUAACUAGACUUAGCUUUAGCAGCUUAAUUAGCUACUAGCUAGGGCACUUUUGUUAUUCUAUAUAUGUAACUCAGUUCAUACACUUGGAAGAUGAUUAAAUUAACCCUUUUGCAAUGAUUGUAAUUAACUAA